Molecule: messenger RNA, 14557 nt
Organism: Astrephomene gubernaculifera
Lineage: Eukaryota; Viridiplantae; Chlorophyta; Chlorophyceae; Chlamydomonadales; Astrephomenaceae
Source: the annotation of a GenBank genome assembly
GCUACCCGUAUGUCAGGACGGUAUGUGACCCGAUCACCUUUCGCACAUACCGCUCGGCGCUCGCGGCUCAAGACCCAAAUAUUAUUGCUUAGUAAAUUACUGCUGAUAUCACAGUUUGCAUCAAUCACCGCAAACCAACGAACACACACGAUGUCGUCGAGCGCCAGACCUAUUGGAGAAAUGAUCAGCUGCGCUGUUAGCUAACGUAAAAGGUAACGGCUUUCAGGCUUUGAUCUUACACAAUGGCACGAAUAAAGCCUGGUAAACCGCAGCUGCCUUCGUUGGACACUGGGCCAGUCCCUCUGGUUUCCAUCCGGGAGCAAGCUCGCAAGCAGUUGCUGGAGGUUGUCGACUCGCGUCGCGGCAAGAAGGCGCUGGUGCUUGACCCCGCCGUGAGCGGCCCGCUGGGGCUGCUGGACACCUCGCUCACCGACCUGCUCACGGAGCAUGGAGUGGUCAAGCUGCUCUACCUGGAGCCCGGCAGGCGGCUGGACGACCCCGCCUACAGCGCCGCAGAGCCGCGGCUGGCGGACGUGCGCAACGUGAUGUACCUGGUGCGGCCUAGCGUGGCCAACGCGCAGGCGGUGGCGGCGCAGGUCAAGAGCAGGGCCAGGCCCGAGCAGCACGACUUCUCCGUGUUCUUCGUGCCGCGGCGCACCCUGGCAUGCGAGCGGGUGCUGGAGGAGGAGGGCAUCCUGGGGGACGUGGCCCUAGGCGAGUACUGCCUUGACAUGGUGCCGUACGACGAUGACGUCAUCAGUCUGGAGCUGGACACCGCCUUCUACGACUGCGUGUGCGACGGCGACUCCACGCCGCUCUACUACACCGCGGCCGCCAUCACGCGGCUGCAGGCGCUGUUCGGGGUCAUACCGCGGGUGCAGGGUAAGGGCCCCGCCGCCAGCGCGGUACGCGACAUGUGCUUCCGCAUGCGGCGGGAGAGCCCUGGGCUGCUGGCCGCGGCGCCCCUGGGCGGUGGGGCUGCUGCUGCUGCUGCUGGGGGCGGGGUUGCGGGCGGCGGGCGCAUCGAGCGCAUGGUCCUGUUGGACCGAGAGGCCGACCUGGUGACCCCCAUGAUGACCCAGAUCACCUUCGAGGGGCUCAUUGACGAGGUGACGGGCAUUCGGCACGGCUCGGUGCCCUGGCAGGCAAAGGACAAGCGCGGCGGCGGCGGCGAGGGCAGCAGCGGGCCCCCGGGUCGCACGCUGCUCAACAGCACCGACCCCUUCUACCGCGAGUUCCGCGACCUGCCCUUCCACAUCGCCAUCAUGAGGCUGCAGCAGUACGUGCUGGAGGCGCGGCGCGAGUACGCCGAGCUGGGCAGCAAGGACCUCAGCGAGCUCAAGAGCUUCGUGAAGGGGCUGCCCAAGCUCAACAUGCUGGACCGGCUGUCGGACGUGGCAACACCGCCCGCGGAGAGGGCCAAGGAGCAGCUGUUCCACGACCGGCUCAACCAGGAGCAGUUCAUCGUGGAGGGGUACGAGCCGGACGCGAGUGUGGCGUUCAUAGAGGAGCUGAUGUACCGCGGUGCUGAGCUGGUUGAGGUGCUGCGGCUGCUGGUGCUGCUGAGCUGCGUGGGGGGCGGGCUGCCGCGGCGGCAGCUAGACUCACUGCGGCAGGAGCUGCUGCACACCUACGGACACCAGCACCUGCUCACACUCAACGCGUUGGAGAAGUCAGGCCUGCUGAGGGCCUCCUCGGGCGCCCGCAGCCAGUUCGGGCUGCUGCGCAAGGCUCUGCAGCUCAUCGUGCCGGAGCAGGAGGGCGCGGGCGGCGCAGGCGCGGCAGCAGCAGCAGCCGCCCCCGGUGCUGCUGCCGACUCUGCCGGCGACGUGUCGUACCUGUAUAAGGGCUACGCGCCGCUGAGCAUUCGCCUGGUAGAGGCGGCGCUGAGGACCGGCUGGGGCCCCAUCUCCGAGGCGCUGCUGCAGCUGCCCGGCAACCACUUCGACAUGGUGCAGGCGCUCGACAACAACGGCAUGCCCAUCGAGCGGCAGUACAAGGCGGGGGCGGCAGCGGGCGCCCCCGGCAGCACGGCGCCUGCAGGUGCGGGCGGCGGCGGUGCUGGCCAGGCUGCGGCCUCGGCGUCUCUUGGCUCCGGCUCGGCGACACCCAUCAGCACGGCGGGCGGACCUGCGGGCCGGCAGGUCGAGACUGUGUUGGUGGUGUUCAUCGGCGGUGUGACGUUUGCAGAGAUCUCGGCGCUGCGCUUCUUGAGCUCGCGGCCCGAGUGGCCCUACCGCUUCCUAGUGCUCACCACCAAGAUAGUCAACGGGCGCACGCUGCUGCAGUCCUUCAUGGACCCCCUCGCAGCGGAGUUCGGGGCGGGCAGUGCGCCCUGAGGCGACAGCAGCUGCGGUUGCGGGGGCUGCGUGGUGGGAUUGUUGGUGUAAGGGUCGCAGCGCAUUGCGUGUUGCAGGUGCUGCUGCUGGUUGGAGGUUGCUUGGGGUUGGUGUUGGUAAUGUGUUUGUUGCGUGUGGAGUGUCGUGCUGUCGUCGCAUGUGGGAGACACGGUUGAGGCCGUGCGGAGCAUUGGAUUACAGAGGUGGUUCCGGGUGUGGAAGGCGUUGGGUUUGCUAACCGCUAGAUGGGCAGCAAGGCAUGGUGCAAGCAGGAGGGUAAUCUCAUAGAACCGUAGUUAUAUGACCGUAACAGUGUAUGCAACAGCAGGAGGAGUGUGGGGCUCGCAAGGGUGUACGGAAUGUAGGGUUCCGUGCCUUACACCUGUACUGAUUAGUACUGUGGGGAGAAAGUGUCUUGCACCCGGAUAAACAGCGAUCCGACUGGGCUUGAGGCUUGUCCAAGCGGGGUGAUAACUGUUAGGUGUGUGCCUUCAGGCAAGGGAGCUCCCAGGUGGCCUCUGCACCAUUACGGCAUAAGCUUGUAUCGAAGAUCGUACAGCAGUUAUAUGUUUUCUUGUUGCAAUAUAGGAGCCUUACAUAUACCGGUAUGGGUUGCUUAUGGAACAGGGGUGGCAGCCGGAGGUAUCAUGCCAGCUCCAGAACAUAGUACGGCAAGUGCCACCGAUGAUUAACCUGCGUUUGCAGCAUGUUCAUAGUAACUGAUGAAGUAUCCCCAAGCUACAUGAUUUAGGCUUAAGACACCAUACAUAGGGUUGCUUUCUAGGGGCGGUACAUUACAGCGCAGAAUACCAUGGCAUUGUGCUCUGUUCAAUAAGUCAUAUUGUGCACUUGCGGUGACGCAGUAGCAGGAUGUCCUCUGGCCAGGGCCUUGACCAAUCCUUUUUCCGCAUCGCCACGGAGUGCGCCGGCGUUCUGAAAGACUUUUGCCGUGGCCAGCGGGCAAAAGCGAAAAAGGCGCUUCAGCGUCUAGCACAGGAACACCCAAACAGCUUUUUGCCACACAGAUAUCUGGCUCGCCUGCUCUAUCACGAAAGUGCUCGAGUGGAAGCUGAUCAACAGGGGUCGUCGGGGACACUCCCAUCGCACAGGCGGCUCUCAUUGCUGCACUCAGCUUUGCUGGAAGCGAAACAGGCGUCGGAGCUUGCGCCUGGAUCGCUCAGCAGUGCGGCGCUACGUGCAACACUUCUUGUUAAUUUGCUAGUAGAGGAGUCUGCGCUGCAGGGUGGCUUGGCUAUUUCACAGGAACAGCCGCCGCAGCCGCCCGAACAGUCGCAAGAGGGCGGAAGCAGCGAUAAUUCUGGCUCAGCUGCUGGCUUUGGAUCUGAUGACGUAGCCUGGUACCAGCUGCAGCCAGAGGCUCGUUGCGAAGCGAUAAAGCGGGAGUUCCGCGAGGCGAUUGCGCAUUGCGUGAGGACGCUUGAGUGCAGCACUCCCCUGCUGGUGGAACCUGUCAUCACGAUCUCGGAUGCUCAUGCACGGACGUGUGAUCCCUGCUGCUUGAGGGUCCAGGACAACAUAGUGGAGUGGGUGAAGCAGGACAACUGGCAGCGCAUUGUGGCAGAGAAGCGCAGCGUGCUCGCGUGCAUGCACCAGGUGCUGGAGAGCUGCCACACUCUGCUGGACAGUACCCACAUCCCCGUAGACGGCAUUGUGCGACUCUUGCAGCACAUCCUUAGGCCACACCAGCAGGACCUCCAGCUUUGGGCCAGUCAGCUGCUUUUGAGCAAGGGCAGUGCAGACGAUUUCCAGCAAAAGUUCGAGACACAGGCGGCCGUCACAGAGCUGCUGCGCAUGCUCCGACCGGGCAGGCCGGGCGACGAGCUGCACGCUAACGGCAGCGCCCCCCAGGCACCCGUCCAGCAGGGCAAAGCGCAGUCCGCUCCCGCUGGAGGGAACAUGCAGGCUUCCCCGAACGCUGCAGCGGUGCAGCAGCCACAGCCGGCGCAGCAGCAACAGCAGCCUCGCGCGGCGGGUAUGAUGCCGCAGGCUGGCAUGGCGCAAGUUGAAGGCUCCGUGCAGAGCAGGGUCGCCGCUGGGCCCCUCGUCCAGUCAGCAGUCCCGCCGCCCCCGCAGCAGGAAGUUGCGCCAUGUCUGUCGGCGGAGCAGGAGUGGGACGAGGUGCGCGAGGGCGUCAGCGCAGCCUCCUCUGGCGCUGGGGCCUCCAAUGGGGGCGGAGCGGGUCCACGACGCACCGGCGCCAAGGCGAAGAACAAGGCGAAGGCCAGCGACCCCUCUCGCGGUCCCCGGAAGGAGCGCAGCCGCUACGAGCGCUACAUGGAUGUCGAGACGUUUUGGCGCACCACCUCACCAGAGCAACGGCAUGCCCUGCUGAAGGUGCCCAUGGCGGCGCUGCUGAAAGGUGUGCGGCGCGAGCAAGGAAACGACGCUGUGGAUGAGCUGAUCGAGGGGCUGGUGCUGCUGCGGGAGCAGGGCAACCGUGCGGCAUGCUACUGGCUGUGUCCCGUGUGCGAGCAGAAGUUCCACAGCAGUCGGGACUUCCUGGGGCAUGUGGAGCUGGUGCACGAGGGGCUAGCAGUGCAGGACAACAAGUACGUGUGCUGCUACAAGUGCCAGCAGGACGUGGUGGGCAUGUACUACACCAGCACGCGCACAGCAGGGUACAACCUGUGCUUCCGGUGCUACGCCGCCGACGCGGCGAGCAACUCUCCGGAGGCGUUUGAGAAGGUCUUCAUGCGGCCCUCCGCUGGCGGCCGCACCUGGUCCCACAGCGACUUCAUGAGCACACGCGACUCGUUCAGCUCUCUGAGCGAGCGCUCGCACCGCCACCACCACUACCAACACGCAGCAGGGACGCAGAAGGCGCACCAAGCAGGCGGCGCCGCAGCAGGCGCCGGCUCGGUUGCCCAUGUGCACACCGCGGGGUGCCGGCACCACCCGAACUGCCCGCAUCACAGCCAUGCGCAUGGGCACGGACAAGCGCAGUACGGGCUCGAAGCCUCUGCGGGGCAACCAGUGAUGGGCGAGGCUUCGGACGAGUGGCUUGCUCCGCUGCCCACUGGGUCGCUGUCUGCGCCUGUCGCCAUGCCAGACCCUCGGCAACCGGCGGCAUCAGGACCUUCCCCAUUGCCACUUCACGCCACCGGGGUGCGGCCCCGCGGGAAGUGCAGCAGCGGGGACAGUUGCAGUAGUUCAGACAGCCUCGUGGGGCAAGCCUUGCACAGCCGCAGCCUUAGUGAACCGCCAAACCACGGGCGGGUAGCAGGCUCGCAGGCGGGGGGCACUGGCGGGGCAAGUGCGUCGGCAGACGAUGCAGCAGAAGGUGCCGGCAGCAGCUCCGCGACGUGGCGGUCCUGGUGGGCUACUCGGCUCAUGCAGGGCUGGUCUGGGAAGGGCCAGCCGCGGCAAUCACAACAGCAGGGUCGGGGGGAGCUUGCGGGCCACGAGGGGGAAGGCAGUGGUCGAGGAGGGUCUGAGUCCAGCCAGGGGACCAACGCGCUGUCAGCUUUAGGCGCUGGAAUGCAUCCUCCUUCGGAUGCGGCGGAAGACAGCGUUUUGGGUUCCGAGGAGGACGACGAGGAGGUGGAGCUGCCACCUCCCCCUCACGCCUCGGGCGGAAGCCCCACUCGCGGAGGUGCAGCUUCGGACGCUUCUGGGGCCGACUACUUUGCCGGCGGCAUGAACGGCAUGGUCGCUGAGCUCAUGACACGGCUGCGAGAGAUCUACCUCACGGACCGCGACCUGGGCGACAUGAGCCUCGGCUCCAUCACGCAGUUUGUAUUCAGCACGCUCCGUGCGGGCGCCGCAGCCGAUGAUCUGCACCUCUCCUCAUGCCCGCCCGGGCCACGCGCCGUGCUGCUGGAAUUCCUGGCGCAGCCAUCCAUCGUUUUCCAGCGACCGCAGGCUCUAGCUGUCGUGCUGGGGCUUCUGCCGCUGGAGGACCUUCAGAAGGUGGCCUUGUACGCCAUGGGGCAGCACGAAGAGGCCGUCAGCGGCGCGGAGGCGGCAGCGCGCGACAUUGCUGCCGGCAGCGAAGAGGACGGUGACGUCGGUGGUGAUGAGGAGGAUGACCUCGAUGUCGCUGGCGGCUGCGGGUUGGGAUGCGAGCAUGACUACCAGCUUGAUCGCAUGGCGCAGCGCGAUGCGAUGGGCAUGGAUGUAGGGGAGGCAGCGAUGCAUGCGCAGGCGCCGGUACCACGGGCACGGCGGCGGCUUCGUUACACGAGCCGCCGAGCGCCAGCUGGCUCGCCGCAUGCCCAGCCACAGGGUAGCGGUGCCUCUGCAUCCUCGCAGUACGCCGCAGUAGCUGCCCACCACUACCAUCAGCAGGGGUCAGGACAGGGUGCGGCGCUGCUGCUCCCGCACGGGUGUGUCGGCGAGCAUGGUCUUGCCGGAAUCCACCUGCGCCGCAUCGACGACGAAGCCAGUGCCGAGGAGGUCUCGGAGGAAGAGAUGGAGUCGGCAGGCGAUGGCCUGGAAUAUGCCCUCGGGCCCGACGGCGAGCCCGUUUCCCUUCGAGCACUGCCACCGCACUUCGCAGCAGCAGUACCUCGCUCACAACAGCAGCAACUGCAGCAGCUUCGACAUGCCGGCGGCGCAGGAAUGCAUGUCGUCGCGCAUGCGGGUGUUGCCAUGGGCGACGGAGUCGGCGCCAUUAUCUGUGACGGUGAGCGCAGCGUGGGAGCCUCCCUCGACGAUGAGGGCGAUGAGGACGUCUCCGAGGACGUGGAGGGAGAGGCGGAUGAGGAGGACGUGUCCGACGAGGAAGACGGUGUCAGCCUGGGGCCCGAGGAGGAUGAGGAGGAGGAAGACGGGCCGUGCGUCUCCCUCUUCGUCGUAUCAGGGGAUGUGGAGCUGGGCUUUGACCGCCUCAUUACGCAAAUGUGGGGCGGCGGUGCGGACAGCGAUGACCCAGGAGCGGCUCAGCUCGAGCAGCAGCAGCAGGCAGGCGCUGGCCAGCAAGUUGCAACUGCCGGAGCUGCAAACAACCGCAGCCGUAGCCAGCAGCAAGGCAUCAGAGGCGGCAACCAGGGCAGCGGUGGACGGAACCAUGCGCAGCAGGGUCGCCAGCAAUCGCCAACAUCGCGUGGUGGCGCCAACGCGCCUGGCACGUCAGCAGCAGGUGGAGGUGCUGCGGGCGGCAACGGCGUGAGCGGCUGCGCCGCAGACGACUCACCCCUUGCAGAGGAGCUGGUGGGACCGAGCGACCAUGAGCCCUACCUGCAGGUAGCGGACUGGUGGCUGCACCACCUGCGCGACGACGGCAGUGGCUGCAUGACGCCAGAUGAACUGCGUGUGCUACGCUGGGUGUACGGCAACAUCAUCAAUGUGCAGGCGGAGGAGUUCUGCGCGCGGCAGCGGGAGCUGCGGGGCGGCCGGGAGCGCGACGUGGCCAUCCUGGAGCUGUACGACGAGGUGGCUGCCGUGUGGCGCAGCCUGCAGGCCGUGACCGACAAGCGCAGCCGGCUGGAGGCGCUGCGGCGGGCCGCACGCGGGCACUUUGCCGUCGUCAAGCGGCUGGAGGAGGCGGGCGGCCAUGCCACUCUGGAGCAGGCCACGGAGUUUCUGGAUGCCGUGCUGUCGGGUUACUGCCAAGGGCAGCAGGGUGGGCUGGUUGCUUCCACGUCGGCGCCUGCUGCGGGCGCCGGUGCUACCCCUGGCGGCGGCAGCGAUGCCGCCGCAGCGGCCUCAGGGCCGCCAGAGCAGCCAGGCACGCCGACUACGUCCGAGUCUACCGCAGCCCAGAGCGACGCCUUGCCGACCGCGACCCCAGCAAUCACCGGCGGCAGUGAAGCGACGGCCAUGGUAGCGGCAGGCGGUGCUGCUGCCGGCUCGUCGGGCCCGCUGCUGUACCUGUGCGAGCGCGCUGUGGAGGUGGUUCGGCGGCACCCCGCGCUGGCGCAGGAGCCCAGCCAGCGGUACGCCGCGGCGCUGCUGGAGCGGGAGCUGUCGGUGCUGGCACUGGUGGAGGUGAUGGUGGCGGCGGAGGCGGAGGAGGCGGCGAGGGAGCGCGGCGUGGCGGAGGAGUCGCUGAAGCGGCAUCGCGCGGAGCACCGGGAGGCGGAGGCGGAGUACCAGCGUGUGCAGGCCGAGGGCCCCGCCAGCCACCGCAAGAAGGACCUGCUGGACAAGGCCACCAAGGAGGCGGAGCACCGGGAGCAGCUGCGGGAGCUGGCAGCCCGCCUGGCGUCGCUGUCGGACAGCAUCGCUGCGGACGAGGCCAGCAAGGUCAAGUGGGCAGACAAGCAGGACGAGGCUGAGAGGGAGCUGGCGUACGUGCGCGACGCCAUCCGCCAAACCAGCGCCCGCCGAGCUUCUCUCCUUGACGUGUGCGCCACCCUGGACGUGCCGUACUCCGUGCCACCGCAACAGCAGCAGCAGCAACAACGGCAGCAGCUGCAGCUGCAGCAACAGCGUCUGAACCGCAGCGGUGCCAGCGGAACUACCGCUGACCCGGCAAUGGCAGAGGGCGUGAGCUUCCCGGCCGACGCGGAGGACUGCACCGCGGCGCUGGCGCUGGGGCCAUCUUCCGCCGCAGCCGCUGACAUGGAGUGGCGCGCCACGCGGCUGGAGUGCCUCAUGUACCGCGUUCUGUGGGUUUCGGAGGCCGUCAAGAUGUUCCAGAUGCAGUACAGUCCCCGCCAGUCCACUCACCACUACGACCUGUUCAUCCGCGCCACGCACUGGGCCAAGCAGCUAAGCGAGGAGUACGAGGACAACAUCCGCUCCUACUGCUGCGAGCUGGAGCGACUGCGUGCACGCCUGCGCGACGUGGCUGCAGUGGACCUGGGCUACGAGAUCGGCGCGGCGGCCCUGGAAGUCGUCCGCAGGCGCGUCGAGGCUGCUGCACGGGCCGCGCGUGAGGCCGCUAGCCUGACCCUGCUGAAGGAGCUUGAGGAGGAGGAGGAGCGGCGCAAGGCGGCACAGGCCGCGGCCAAGGAUGCCAAGGAGGGGGCUGGAGGUGGUGGCGCAGGAGGCAAGAAGGCUGGGGCCAACAAGAAAGCUGCCAAGGCGUCGCAGGACAGCCGGAGCCGGGCACAGAAGGAGAAGGAGCGCGAAAUGGCCAAGCAAGCCGAGGAGGAGGCCCGGCGCCGCGCUGAAGAGGAGGACAAGGAGCGUGUUGCGGCAGCGCGGCGAGCGCGUGAGGCAGCUCUGGAGGCCGAGCUGGAGCGGCGGCGGCGCGAGCUGGAGGAGCUGGAGGCGCAGCGGGAGGCAGAGGCCAUCCGGGCCGCCCAGGAGGCGAGCCUGCGGGAGCAGCAGCUGCGGGAACAGCGCGAGAAGGAGCAGCGUGAGAAGGCGGCGGCAGCCGCUUUGGCUGCUGCGCAGGCUCAGGCGCAGGCGCAACACCAGCAGCAAUUGCAGCAACAACUGCAGCAACAGCUCCAGCAACAGCAGCAAGCGCAGCAACAGCAACUGCAGCAGCAGGCACCUGCCGCCGCAGGGUCAGGUCGCGGUACUCAUACCGCUGCUGGGCACUCGGCAGGAGGUGGUCGCAAGCAGGAGCCUGCUACCCAGCAACAGGUGCGGCGGCAAGCUGCGGCAUCGGCUGACGCCUCCCCGGACAAGCUGCAGCAGAAGCGCAACGCGGCUCCCGGCACACGUGCUCGUGCCGCUCACUCGCUUCCGGACAGGAGCCCCAACAGCCCAGAUCCCGCCAUGGCAGCGCCACCGUUGGCCAACGGAUACCCCUCGGGCAAUGCGGGGCGCGGAGGCACGCCGUCUAAGCACGCUGGUCAACCUGUCGUUAAUGCUGGGGGAGCCGGAGUACCGCAGAGUGCACCUCAGGCCGCAAACAACGCUGUGGCGCCUUCUGGGAAGGGGAAGCAAGGUCCAAAUGUCGCCCCACCUCCCAGCCUCAAUGCUGCAAACCCGGCAGCCGUUCCAGACGCCGCCGCUGCAGCAGCUGUGGCGGCGGCUACAGCUGGCAUCGUCAAGUCGACUCAUGCCGCUCCCGGCGCCCGGGGAAGCCCGGCGAAGCAGGGGCCGCAGGGCCAGGGCCCAGCCGGUAACAGCGCAGCGCGUCGACAGCACCAUCAGCAGCAGCAACAGCCUUCUGGCAGCUUCACCGGUGUACCACCGCAUGGAGGGAUGCCCAACGGCCCGCAGGCCGGUGCGGGCAUGGCCAUGCCCAACGUAGCUCCGGCCUGGAUGUCCACACAGCCACCUGCUCCGAACGCGGCGAUGCCCCCGAUGUCGCUUCCGCAGCAGCAACCGGUACCACAGCUGCCUGUCAUGCCAAUUGAUGCAACGCAUGGAGGGCAAAACAUGGGCAUGGGCAUACCCACUGGGCCGCUCAGCCCCGGCUCGGAGUUCCCGCCUUUACCUAUCCCUCAUGCUGCGACAGGCCCGCAGCAGCACCAAAGGCCCCCUCCGCAUACCGCGGUACCGCAUGCAAUGUCGCCCAUGCAGUCGCAUCAGCAGCAGCAGGCUGCGCUCAACUUCCAGCUGUCACAACAGGCGCAAGCUCAUGCUUACGCCGAGGCCCAGGCGCGGCUUUUGGCGCUGGCUCAAAUGCCGGCUGCCACUGCGGCGGCGGUCGCAGCUGCUGCAGCUGCUGCGCAGCAACAACAAUCGGCUCUGUCGCCCCGCGCAGAGGUGCCGGUGCUCCCUUCUGAGCACCUGCACGCGCAGCUUCGCCAGCAGCAGCUACAGCAUCAACAGUUGCAGCAGAGCGUGCAGCAGCACUACAGGCAGCAGCUACAGCAGCAGCAACUACAGCAGCAGCAGUUGCAGCAGCAGCAGCUACGGCUGGAGCAGCAACAGCAGCAGCUCUUCCAGGCGUCUCCCAGGCAGCAUCCUUCCGGUCCGGGCGUUUCCGCCUUCGAUCCCUUUGCCGAGAACCCGCUCCUGAAGGCCCUAUCCGCCAUGGAGGCCAAGACGCCGCAGCCUACCUCGCCUAAUGGCGCGACAGGGGCUGCUGUGCCCUUGGCUGCUGCGUCUACAAUCACAGCAAGCCGCGCCUCUAGUGUCAUGGCCCCGGCGCAGCAGGAGGGGCAAGGGCAGCCCGAUCCACUGCUAGCCGCCAUGCAGGGCGCCCAUGGCGGGGCGGCGGCGGCUGCCAACCCGGAGGCCGACACGCACAUCAUGUCCAUCAUGUCGAUCCUGGACCAGGACAGUCAGAGCCCUGCAACAGGAUCGGCUCCCAGCGGCGGUGCGGCGCAGCAGACGGGCGCGGGCGCUGGGGCGAGGUCAUCUCCCACUGCUGCAAGCGGCUCCGCGGGCCCAGCCUCGCAGGCGACCACUGCUAACAGCAGUCCGCAGCGCGCUCUGCUGCCGCCCGGUCCCCCGGCUGGGCCGCCGGGAUCCAUGUACGGCAAUCCUUUCAGCAUGGCUGGCUCUGCCGGGACGCCGCUGAUCCCCAGCGGAGUGGAUAGUUCUCCCAGUGCCGCUGGAGCUCAGGGUGGGCAUGCCAACACGAUGGGGUCCCCUGGUGUUGCCCGGUCUCCGCAUACGCAGCCGGGUGCGCUGCCGAAAGGCGGUCUGGGGCUGCAGCAGGCGGGCUUGGGCAUGCAGGGGCACCUGCAGGGAGAUGCGCUGUCGGGGGUCACGUCUGGGGUUGCGCAGGCGGGCUUGUCCGGGCUGGCUGCGAGUGCCGCCUUUGGCAGCGGCAUUUGGCGCCAGGGGAGUGAACAGUUAGGCAACGGCACGCAGCUGCCAAUGGGUAUGCUGGGUUUGGGCCUUGGUCUCAGCGGCAUCGGUACGGGUCCCAACACCUGGGGUAGCGUUGGCCUGCCACAGCCGGGCUCCGCGGGCGGCUCGGCGGCUGGCGGCCUGCGCAGCAGCACCACUGCGGCGGCGUCUCCGAGGCAGGGCAGUGGCGGGGGUGGUAGUGAGUGGGCGGCGGCGUCAGGCGGUACUGCCGCCGCCAGCAGCGCUAUGGCCAGUGCUGGUCGGCGCGACAGCGGUGUGACGCUGCCCGAGUCGGUGGACUCGCUGGUGGCGGCGCUGCCCACCACACUGCUGCCCAGCAGCCUGGAUGCGGAGCCCUCGUCGCCCAGCCCGCCAGCGGCGGUCGGGGGCACAGCGGCAUCGUCGUCGGGCCUGGCGCCGACAGCGGCGCCCUUCUACCCGGCUAGCCUGCGUGGCAAAGUUGCAUCCGCCGCCGGGGCUGGUGGUGGUGGCAUGGGUCAGCAGCAGCACAUGGGGUCGACGGGCAUCUCGGGCAUGGGUAUGGGUCCCAUGGGAAUGGGCGCCGUGUUCAGCGAUGGUGCGACUGCAUGGAUUGGUGGGCUGGUGCCUGGCAAGCAGGGCCCCACGGCGGGUGGGAUGGCUGGCGCGGCUGCAACUGCCGCAGCUGCCAUGGCAGCAGCAGCGGCCAAUGGCCUGGUCGGGCCAGGGCCGCACAUGGCGCAGCAGCAGCUAAGCGGGCCCGGCGGAAUGUCCAAUGCAAUGGGCCCGGGUGCUAUGCGCUAUGGUGUAGGUCUGUACAGUGGUGAUGGGGUGAAUUGGUCACACAGUGGCCUGGUACAGGGUCCUGGGGGUGUAGUGGGCACUCCGGGCGUGCCGGUGCGCUCGACAAGCAGCACUUGGGCGCCGUUUGUGCCGCCAGGGGUGGGUCAUACGGGUAUGGGGGCUAGUCAGCAACAGCUUGUUCAGCAGGCGGCGCAGCAGCAAGCAGCACAACAGCCACAGCAGAUGGCAGGAUGGCCGCGUGGACAACGCUGGCGCAAUUAGGGGGACCGCGUGGACAACGCGGGCUUUAUGUAGUUAACUGUCACGGUACUUUCUUAAGGAGUUAUAAGGACAGUUUUUCAUAGGAAGGCACUCAGUGGAGUAGCUGUAUAGGGCAGGUUUUGCGGGCGUGAAUGGCAUCGGUCCUGCAACCGUGUUGGGUUCCGGCAAGGGUUGCAUUUUUGGGUAGACCAUGAUCAAACACACGUCGUACUUGCACGACAUCUGGAACGUGCAGGCCAUGGGGCAGGAGGCCUGCAAGGAUGCUUACACUAAAGCACUUGGUUAUGCAUUGCUCUGAUUAUCUGUAACCGUAUUGUUGCGGACCCUUCACGCUAGUCUCCUUCGAUCCGAGGCAGCUGCAAAGUAACUGCGAAAGAUUACCAUAUAGCAUAGUGAUUUGGCAUCAUUUACUUUUAGAUUGAAACGCCAAACUCGCUAAGAGCUAGGAACGCGACCACGGAGCAGGCCUGCGGAGGAUGGCCACGUCACCUGCAAUGCUGCGUCUCAUGACGGAUCUUAAAGCCAUUAAAUUGGAACCCCCUGAGGGUUGCAGCGCUAGCCCGGUGGACGAGUCCAACCUGCUUGUGUGGCAGGCGGUGGUGAUGGGCCCUAAUGACACGGAGUGGGAGGGCGGCAUCUUCAGCCUACGGUUUACAUUUACUGAGAGCUACCCGGAGAAGCCGCCUCGCGUGCGCUUCUGCUCUGAGAUGUUUCAUCCGAACGUCUACACGGAUGGCUCCCUCUGCUUGGACGUGCUCCAGGACCAGUGGUCUCCCUGCCACAACGUGGGCUCGCUGCUCACCUCCAUCCAGUCGCUGCUAACCGACCCCAACUGCUCCAGCCCAGCGAACCCCGAGGCAGCCCGACUCUACCUACACGACCGCGCGGCGUACAAGAGGCGUGUGCGCAACAUCUCCCAGAAGAGCCUGGAGAACAGCUGACGACACGGCAAGCUGCACUUGCUGCUCAUGCGGCUGCCUGCCGGAGCGCUGGGAACGUCUCGCAAAGCCGGGGUUGCGUUGCGUGAAGCCUCAAGCGCGCCUUUGGAUCUCCUCUGUAUCAACACUCAACAUACCCCGCCGGCGUGCUUCAGCGUUGCGGUGUUUCCUAGCGACAUUGGUAAUGUAGUACUGCAAAUACGAAAUGCACGUGGCCGGUACGGCUUGUAAGUUGCUGUGGCUAAGCCCACAUUGUAUCACUGUGGUGUAGUUGGCGUUGGACCUAAACGUAUAUAUGUUGAUAAGGGCGGCGGCUCUUUUUGUCUGAAGAUUCCGCAGGUUUUGACGCAAGGCAAGUGGGUGUUGUGUUGCUAGGCGGUGCCUAGGGCUGGCAAUUUAAGUUGUACAAUGUUAGAAUCUGUCCACACCAACUAAGCAUUUGAGUUUCGUGUCAGUUGGUUGGUAGCAUUUGAGUUUCGUGUCAGUUGGUUGGUAUGCCGGGGUUGCCGGAAUCCCAUAAAGGCGGGGCACCUUUCCCUUUGCUGUGCGUUAGGUCCCUGACGGGACGGACGUGCAUGUGCCCCGCUCCAUUGUGCCGCUAUGCACAACGCAUUGCAACGUGUUAAG